CUCAUUUGCGAAAAUAUCUCGUGAUGGCGGGAUGAGGUGCUGCACAAGAUUGAUCUUCAGUUCAGGAUUUAAUUCCAGUGUCAUCGGUUAAACUCUAAUCAUCUAUAAACCUGCAGUGAGGUUUUGUGCCAGUGUGGACAUGCAGAGGUACCUGUGGCCUGGUUAUGAGCUGCAGCUUCUCGGAGGGCUGCAGAGACAGCAAACCAGCGCCCAGUUCUGUGACACCCUGUUGCAAACCGAGGGUAUCUCAGUCCCGACCCACAGCUGCAUCCUUGCAGCUCUCAGCCCUUAUUUGUCCCAGAAGCUUUCAGCCUCCCCCUCACCUCCAUGUGGACAGAAACGUCUGCUCCAGCUCCAGGCUGUAAAGGCCCAGACUCUGCUGAAGCUGGUUGGUCUCCUGUACUCUGGUGUGCUGGAGGUAAAAGGAAACAAAGAGAAGAGUGAGGUUCUGGCUGCAGCCCACCAGUUUGGAAUAACAGACCUUGUACAAGAAUGGAGAGAUGGAGUGAGGGAGAGUCCUGGGAAUUGCAGAGAGAGGCAGGGAAUCCUGAAAAUACAGGAUGCAGAUGUUGAGGCUGAGAUGGCUGGAAAGGGAGAGAAAAAUUCAGCAGUCAGAAAGAAAAGUUGUGUGUCUGUUGGCACACAGACGAUAACCAUCACUGAGACUUCAGUAGACAGUUCUGCCUUUCUCUCCAGCCAGACUAAACCUGCAAACCCAGAGCCUGCCUCCUCUGCAGCUCAAGGCCUGGAUGUUUUUAUCGCUCUUCCAUACCAGAACAUCACGCCUUGCCCCACCAUUUCCAGCGAUGGAGAGUCUACGUUUAGCCGAUCUUCUGACAGUGUAACUAAUCCCACAUCCACUUCAGCUUUGCCCACUGACACAGCGACCUUUCCCGCUUUCCGUAAUGAUUCCAGCUCCUCAGAAACUCAGGAAGACUGUAACCAAGACUCAUCUGAGUCUGGGGACAACAUCCAGUGGUGGGCCAAAGAAAGGGCGGUAUUGGAGGACGGAAAAACAAACAGCUCAACAUCCGAGAAUGAAAGUAAUCCAGAGGAGUCACGACGGCUCUGCAGAGAUGAGAUAACCAGAAAAGAAGACUCUACAGAAAAGAAUCAUUCACGCGGCAACGCAGGAGUGAAAGAUAUAACCAAGAUGAAGGAGAUGCAGACCACACAGAUAUCCAUCAAGGUGAAGCUGAGGAGAAGAACUACAGGAGAAUCGUGGGAGGUGGUGAACAUACAAAGCCCAGAUGAGAUGUUGUCAGUUGUUACAUCGCUGACUCAGGAUUGCAUCUACAACAAGCCACAGACAGAUGAAGUGCAGCCUCCUCCCUCCCCUGCCCACCCGUGCCCUGUCCUGAACCCAGAGGUCCAGAACCUUCCACCUGCUGUACCCAACACAUCCAAACAACCUGAACACCACCACAGCACCACCUCAGACACCCAGUCUUUCUCCAGCAGCAGCUUCACCUCAAACCAUAAUAGCGCACCUGAGUCAGUGCCGCUGCCCCAGCCACAGGGCGCUGCGGACGAGUCUGACGAACUGAUAGAGAAGCUGUUAGAGGACAUCAUGAUGGGCCUGAAUAUCCUUCCCAACUUGGAGAGUGACUGCAACAAGUCGGAGGCGAGCCACGGCGGAGCGCCGACCGUCUGCCGACUCCCUGUUACAGCGAGCGAUGCAGGCCAGACUCAGAUGGAUGCAGCAGAGUGUGUUUUCUAUCAGGAUUUGGGAACACAAAAUGACCACACAUCAGCAGAUACAGGUAUCCAUUGUUGUCUUGCCGUUCCAGACCAGCCCGGCUGCACACCUUUUCCAGCUGCACAGCCUGAUGGGUUAAUCCAGCAGCAGGAGCCGCGGUCUCCCCGGUAUUACUCACCCGUCAGAUCUUUGGGGCAAAUUGAUGGACUGAGCUGCCAGGGUCCGCCCCUAUCCAAAAGUCAGGAUUCUCUGUAUCCCAAAGCACUUUUAAGCUCAGUCCCGUCUUCAGAUUUGUUCUCCGGUGUGCAGAAACUCAGUUACGCAGCGAUUCAGUCACCAUCCUCACAAGAUGAUCAGCACAGUCUCAAAGUGUUACCUCUGUCAAAUGGAAAUGGGACACAGCCUGAACCCGCUUUGUCCUUACCUUGCAUGGAUGAUUUGCGGCUUCCUCGAUGUCUCUCCCCAUUAGAGCCAAGAUUUGCAACAAAAAAUCGACCUCUACUCAACAACUCGGCUAAUCCUGAUCAUGACGCCCAGCUGCAGCCGUCCUUACAUUGGCGACCCUGGUUCUCAGAAAACCCUGGUUCACUACAGUUUCCUUUUAGCAGCAUCACCUUCACAGAUGAUAAAAGCAAGCCUCUACCACCAGAUCCACAUCGUAGCUGUGAGUUAAAGGAAAGGCAGGAGGAGAAAGAUUCAAAUCCAAAAAAUGGAGGUACCCGUGCAGAAGGUUGUACUGCGAAUAGCUUGAAAGGCGGAGGAAAAAAAUCAGCAGCAGAACUAAAAUUGUACUCCAGGAGGAUGAAGGAAUGUUUCAGAUAUAAACACGAUGACGCUACAGGAAGCAGGAGGAAGAGGAGGCGCACAAAUCGUCGACAAGACGCCGCCGGUUCUUGUUCUGCACACAGAAAUGUAAAAGCCGGUGAUGGAACAAAGAGUUGUUCAGUGAGUUUGUCAAGUAACAAUGUGCUGGUGAAGGAAAGAGAAAUGGCUAUGAUGUCUUCAAACAUGCGACGUGUACGGAAAGCAAGAGAAAUGUCGACCAUCAAUAAAAGUGAGGAAGAGCAGCCCAAAGAGUCUUCCGGUACCAAGCGGACUCGGAUCAGGACCAGAGGAUUUGUGAAAAAUUCUCAAGAGGCAGCAACUAACACAACCCCAUCUGAAAAGUCUCCCAUUUUCAAACCUGCCGUCUUUAGCGCGCCGCUUGUGAAUCAGCCAGGAGUCCCGGUGCAGAAGAGGAAACGUGGUAGACCCCGAAAAAUAAAACUUUUAGGGGAGUCUUCAGAAAGUGUUCCUGCCAUUGUUGAAAAUAAGGGUGACAAUGUCAACCAUGAGCAAGUUGACUGGGAUUUGCCAAAGGAAGAAGAGGAGGAGGCGGACAAAAAAACUGAGAAAAGGUGCAGAAAACGGAGGAGGAACACUUCUUCACUGGAAUUGGAUGCAAUUCCAGUGAAGAAGAUUGAAAGUGCUGAAUGCACUGGGAAGGCUAAAGAAGCCACAAACAAUGACAUAAAGCCUGGACCACCGAAACAACGGCACACGGUCACUCUGAAGGAGUUUCAGAAGCUCAUUAAUCGGCAACACUCAAAAAGGAUGAAGCUAAACGAGGAAACGCACAGAGAUGCAGAACGUAAAGCGAGAGCUAACGCAGAUGGCAGAGUGGAAAAAAAAGUGGGACCUGAAGAGAGGACAAACACCGAACAACAUCAUGAAGGUUCAGACAUCGCAGUCGAUCAAAAUCAUAAUCUUUUCGCUACAUCCGCAGCUCAGUGUUGCAAAUCACAACAAGAGGAGACAAGCGGCGCUGUGAGUGAGAAGGGUAGUUUAGAUGGUGAUGGAGACCACCCAGUGUCCUUGGAUGUUAAGGAUGAAGCUGCAGCCAAGGUGACAACAGAGGGAGAGCAGCCGCUGACGAAUCCUGAUGAAGGAAUGACAGGAGACUUGGAUACAGCCGAGUCUCCCAUCAAAGAUGAAGGCUCGUCUCAGAGUGACGCCCUCCUCCCUCGAGCAGAGACGACUUUGGACUGCACAUUGCUCCCCCGGACCCUCGAGACAAUCAGCAGGACCUCAGGCUGCGACCAAAAAGGAGAAGAGGAGGAGGAUGAAGAGGAAGUGGAUGUUCUGGUUUACUCCCCAGAAAAAGCGCCUCUGACCACAGGGUGCGGCGCUGGACUCCUCAACAGCACAGACGUGACUCCCGAUGAAGAUGAGGAAGAAGAUGUAAAUGAGAUCGACGUGACCGGAGACGAGGCAGAGUGACCCCUCGUCUUUACUCUGUCCAGUGGUCAGUACUCAGUCUGAUGUUGUGUCUGUUCUGGUUUUGUUUAUGUUCAGAUGCCAGCUGAUGAAGUGAUGUGUAAAUAUUCAUUUUUACAUCCCUCGU
Archocentrus centrarchus (flier cichlid) is the source of this 4082-nucleotide messenger RNA. RefSeq lists its product as uncharacterized. Bases 140 to 3958 code for a protein of 1272 amino acids. The transcript has 7 exons. Lineage: Eukaryota; Metazoa; Chordata; Actinopteri; Cichliformes; Cichlidae. The record is from RefSeq and is a predicted model, not a curated record. Gene Ontology annotation, biological process: positive regulation of transcription elongation by RNA polymerase II. Gene Ontology annotation, molecular function: protein binding.